UGGACCUCUGAACCAUCGUCCGGACACACACACCCACCUAUUGCACAUCAUCUUCGCCAACCAUACCGCCCUGUGUGUGAAGCAAAAGGACGAUAUCCCAUCACCAGAACCGCACCAGCACAAUGGAGCUGCCACCUUCACCAAUUCCGAUCCGCCAUCCGCUCGGAGCUGCAGCCUCGCAAGAGCUCCAAGGACCAGCCGUCAUCGCCCCUGCAAAAGUAGACAAGACGCUAGCCCUACGCUCCUGCCUGCGAUCGCGGAUCCCCGCCCCACGAUCGGCCAAGAAGAAACUCCGGUUUAGUCAAACUCUUGAAUCGGGAUGCCGGUUCGUGCGCGGCUGUCUAGUGACGGCAAUUCCCCAAGCCGCAACAUAUACGAUUAGAGACACUGGGGAUCUGACCUGGCCGACCGCCGGCGCCGCGCUGCGUGCUUUGCAGACUUGGCGAAUCGAGGAGUCAACCCUCCCCGCCAAUCUUCGCUUUGAAAAUCGGGCUGUGGCGGUUGACCGGGUGUGGGUAGAGAGAGAUGAGGACUCUACCCUCUCGGGAGAAGUCCUGGUGAGGAACUACGCGUUCCAGAAAUGCGUCACGAUUCACUACAGUAUCGAUAACUGGCGGACAUCAGCCGACGUCGACGCGACGUUCGCGACGGCAGUAUCGUUCAGCACUCCCGGGUUCGUCGGCGUCGACCGCUUCCGUUUCAUGCUCGACUUGGGCAGGGAGUUUGGUCCCAAGACCCUAGACGCGACCGUGGCGUUCGCGGUGCGGUAUGAAGUCGCGGGAUCAACCGAGUGGGACAAUAACUACGGGCGGAAUUAUACCAUCAAGCUUCGAAGGGGUCCAGAAGUAGGCCUUUGCUCAUCGCCAGUGCCGUCGCCGGUGCCGUCGCCUCCGCUUUCCAGAAAGGUGAUGCCUCCGGCUGCGCAACCGAGGCCAUUCGACUGGGUGGACCAGGCCGUCCCGCCGGUGACGCUGAAACGGGGCGCCGUGGAAUCAUCUCAGACGCCGAGGCUGGGGUUCACCGCCUUUCGGAGCUUGUCGUCGGACCCGAUCCUGGCGCCGGCUUCCGAACAGGAGCGGCCCCCGAAAGUUCUUCUGCCCCUCUAUACCCCCGUUAUCGAAUCCUGGGCGGACGACUGGGACGAGUGGCUAGGCCAACCAGGACUGUGCCCUUCUCGGGCCACAGAAUUACCACCCGCACCAUCGGCCAUCACCACUACCAUUGCUGCGCCUUCAUCCUCAUGGACACCCGCCGCAAGCGCAUUCACCUUCGGCGCCUUCGUUGAAAUACCCACCACCAGCGCCAUCUCAGGCGCGGGGUUUGCGUUUGGCCUGUCAUCAUUGGGCAUUCGCAAUGAGUUCUGAUCGUUCGUUUUGCUUCUUGCUUGCGUCUGGUGAUCAUAUCAUUUCUUCGUUCUGCUUCUUGUUUGCGUCGUCUUCUUAUUUUUUUAUUUUUUUGGAACUUGGAAUAUACCGUGCGGUCUUUGGCCUCCUUUUCAUAUUACCAUGAUGCAUUUUGUGCUUCUUCUGUGCUUUAUUCGUUUUGAUCUUGGGGGUAGUGUGAGCGGUCGCGAGGCUAGUAUGAACAGAGUGGGGCAAGUUUCCUGCCAGAAAGCCGCAUUUCACACAAGUGUAGUCGUGGAGGAGGAAUGGGUUCUUCAAACCAUCCCUAUCCACCCUCCCGCUAAACUACAUCCCAGCGUCCCCCCGUAAAAGCACAAGCUACACCACUCAGUCCGUCAGGCGCA
Fimicolochytrium jonesii is the source of this 1747-nucleotide messenger RNA. RefSeq names its product putative phosphatase regulatory subunit-domain-containing protein. Gene Ontology annotation, cellular component: protein phosphatase type 1 complex. Gene Ontology annotation, biological process: regulation of glycogen biosynthetic process. The record is from RefSeq and is a predicted model, not a curated record. The transcript has a single exon. NCBI's taxonomy places the organism in Eukaryota, Fungi, Chytridiomycota, Chytridiomycetes, Spizellomycetales, Powellomycetaceae. Gene Ontology annotation, molecular function: protein phosphatase 1 binding; glycogen binding. The coding region runs from base 123 to 1364 and encodes 413 amino acids.